This is a messenger RNA of Nasonia vitripennis (jewel wasp), 563 nucleotides long. RefSeq lists its product as uncharacterized. NCBI's taxonomy places the organism in Eukaryota, Metazoa, Arthropoda, Insecta, Hymenoptera, Pteromalidae. The coding region runs from base 25 to 459 and encodes 144 amino acids. The record is from RefSeq and is a predicted model, not a curated record. The transcript is spliced from 3 exons.
CUGAAUGCAAGAGUUGAAGACAUAAUGAUUGACUUUGUAAACUAUACUUAUUUCGAUGAAGAUACUUUUGAUAUUGCCAUGAAUUAUCAGAGUGAAUCACAAAAUGUUGUGUCUAUGAGAAUAGAUAUUAUUCAAGAUUUACCACAAAAUAUACACUUGAAAUGCGUUCUCUGGGGAUACGCUUCAGGUCAGUAUAAUGUUCCAACCGGAAUAGAGAUGGAUUUGGAUGUAUGCGACAAUCAAUUUAAAGAUUAUUUUUUCAAUGUUAUAUUAACAAAAAUGAAUUUGGACAAAGAGUGCCCGGCCAAAAAGGGAACAUACGAGAAUGAAGGUUUUGAUCCCGAGAUUAGUGGCUUUCCGAUGUACCUGCCAUCAGGCUUUCGUUUACUUCUCCAAGCUAGUAUAUAUUCUGGAAAUAUAAGUUUGAUAAAAACCAAAGCUUAUUUGGUAGUGGUUUAGGCCAUUUGUUCAAAUCUGCGUAAACUUUGUAACUUAAUACAUUUUAAUGAUUAACGUAGUAUAAUACAUGGUUGAAUUUCGUAAAUAAGUUGCAUCACUCGUUA